Messenger RNA from Camponotus floridanus (Florida carpenter ant), 1279 nucleotides. RefSeq names its product activating signal cointegrator 1 complex subunit 2 homolog. The transcript is spliced from 3 exons. The record is from RefSeq and is a predicted model, not a curated record. Bases 191 to 787 code for a protein of 198 amino acids. Lineage: Eukaryota; Metazoa; Arthropoda; Insecta; Hymenoptera; Formicidae.
GGCGCGUUGGUUCGUUGCAUCUGGUUACGUGACGGCAGGCGGGGGACCUGUACGCAGAAAAAAUCGCUCGAAAGCCGACCAGCCGUGAAAGCUGGUGGUGGACGCGACGACGCGGCUCGGCCCAUAUAGAAGUGCGUCGCGACGCGGACGUCAGUUUUGUCUUGCUGCCCUCCGGAUAUCGUUCAGCAUCAUGAGAUUCCUCUUUUUGAUCCUCGUCAUAACGCCGGCGCUAGGAACAAAAUUCCAUAGCCAUAUCCGGGAACGGAGACAAAAUCAUGCACAACCUAAUUAUCUAGGUUACAAUCAAGCGCCGGCGGCGAUCAAGCAAAUAUUAGCGGCCCAGCAGGCUCGCGAUCCGAUCGUACAUCUUCCUCCGCAGCCGAUACCGAAUCUGGGACCUUCCCAACCCAUCCAGCCUCAAUAUAUAAAACAAACUGACCUGACUCAGUAUCGGCCGAAAGUACAGAUCGGCCAACAACCUCAGCAGCCGACUUACAAGCAGAUUCCCGUACAACCGGCCAAGUACAAUCCACCGCCUUCAGCUCAACAGCAAUACAAUCCUCAACCAGCCCCCAUUCAACAGCAAUACAAUCCUCAACCAGCCCCCGUUCAACAACAAUACAAUCCUCAAUAUCGCACUAAUUAUGCACCGCAGCCAAAGCCGCAACAGCAAGUCGCCGAGCCUAAUUAUCAAUACUCCAGGAAUCUACCACCGGAACUUCAGCAGCUUGUGCAGAUUCAGCAGAACUUACCUAACUCGAUUCCGAAGGGACAACAGCACGGAUAAUCGAUUAUCUCAGAUAAGGUAUCAAAGCAACGAUAUCAAUUGAUAUCGUUACACUUCCAUAAAAUCACAUCAUUUCUUCAUUUCAUUCAUAAUCAACGUUCAAUUCACAAUCAAUAUUCGUAAUCAGACAGAAAGGCGAGGAUACAUACUUUGCAGUUUGUUAUUUGCCUUCGUAAAUAUUUUUUAUAAAUGUAUGUGUUAAAUUGAGAGAGAUAGAUUAAAUAUAAAUUUAUCAGUUUUUUAAAUCUUUCUAGGAAAAUAGAGAGAGACAAUUAUCUCUGUAAAGAAAUUAUUACUUCGUAUCCUAUUCAUCUCUAUUAACGAUUUCUUGAAUGGUCAUGUUUUUUCAUUCCACAUCAUUUUAUUUGCAUUGAUAUUUUCAUAAAUCGAUUUAUAUAAAUUAGAAUAUACAUUAUGUGAAAAACAUUGUAGAGAAAAAAAUCUGCACAAAAAUAAAUAUCACUCGAUUUUCUCGACUUAAACAUUACAUAA